Messenger RNA from Cyclopterus lumpus (lumpfish), 4374 nucleotides. It is a transcript of the gene ccdc50, whose product is annotated as coiled-coil domain containing 50. NCBI's taxonomy places the organism in Eukaryota, Metazoa, Chordata, Actinopteri, Perciformes, Cyclopteridae. The record is from RefSeq and is a predicted model, not a curated record. The transcript has 12 exons. Gene Ontology annotation, molecular function: ubiquitin protein ligase binding. Bases 255 to 2165 code for a protein of 636 amino acids. Gene Ontology annotation, cellular component: cytoplasm.
UGAAAGGUUCACGGAGGGAGGGGCGCUCGUAGAAAACCCGACACGCUAGCUUCAGCAGAGUAGCAGCUAGGCAAUUACAGAGGCGACGUAUCGGGAGAGGGUGGCUCACCGAAACUAAUCAAAAGGGCCGUCCAGCACCUGAACCGCCUAUCGAUUUUUAUAAGUGAAGGCGAUCAAUCAGUUUAAGCUUCGGUGAAACGCGGAAGUGUAAUUCAACGUCAACGGUGUUUUUUUGACUUAUUAUCGGUGACAACAUGGCUGAAUGUGACGUUAGCAUCGACAAGAAUAAACUACCUGGAGUGAAAGAGGUGUGCAAAGACUUUGCUGUGCUGGAGGAUCACUGCCUGGCCUACAACCUCCAGGAACAAGAAAUCGAAAGCCACUUGGCGUCCAACGUCAACAAGAGCCGUCUGGUGCAGAAGGACCUGCAGGUGGCCAAGAAGCUGCAGGAGGAAGAGGAUGAGAGGGCCAAGGGCCAGAACCAGAAGCAGCACACUGACAUCGAGCGUCAAGACAAUGAGAUCGCCCAAGAGAUUCAGGAUCAACUGGUCCGACAGGCGGAGCAACAACUGCAGCAGGAAGAGAAGGACGCGGCCAUCGCUCGUAAGCUGCAGGAGAAGGAGAUGAAAGAGGAAAAGAAGAGACAGAAGCAGCUGGAAGCUAACUUUGAGGAGGAGUACUUUGAGGAUCACGGAGCCGCAAGAAGAACCCUCGACUUGGACAAACACACCCGUCACCCAUCCACCUCCCCAAAUCGAUAUGAUGCACAUGCUCAACUGAGGGAGGACAGUCAUCGUGAUUACUCCCCAGAUUAUAGCUCAAUAGAGCCCAAAAGGAGUCGGUACCCAAAGCAGGACCCAGCUGCACCUAACAGCCGCUCCAGAAAUCCUGACCGCCACCUAGUGGCAGAAGGAGGGCGAAGCAGGCAUGCAGAUCCGUACCCAGAACACCUGUUGCCCUCUAGAGGCAAGCAUGGGGACAGAUACCCAGAGUAUGAGCCCACAGAGACUGGCAAAGUCAGGGGCCCUGGGAGGGAGGACACAGACAGAGCGGUGAGGAGGAAGGACAGACCAGCCAGACCACCUCCACCGCAGAGCCCCAAAGAGAAGGCCUGGGAUAGAAAACAUGACCGAGAAAGGGGCAGAGACCUGGAAUGGGAGAGGCAUAUGGAAAAAGAGCAGAGGAGAGACAGGGAGCAGGACCUCAGGGGAGCAAGAGGAAGAGACAGGGAAAGAUCCAGAGACAGAGUACUGAGUGGAGACGGACGGAGAGAGAGAGACAGGCAGAAACAGAAAGACAAAGACGGACAACGAGCGAGAACCAGGAGCAGGGAGAGAGGACUUGAAGAGGAGCCGGUGCACAGCAGGCACUGUCCGAGGGAUGGCAGGGCUUCUUGGGAGGAGGGAGGGGCUGAUGGUGAGGGGGAAGGGAGGUCCCGGGGCCGGCAACGUAUCCAGUCCGGCCCCGAAGAGGUGUUUGACGAGCUGGACGAGCAGGGUGGGGGUCAUUCUCACCCCAACGGAGAGACAGGUCGUAUCGUGCACCGGGUGAGUGGAGCAGUGAUAGCGGAAACUGCGUACGGAGUGAGCGAGGCCACCAAGGGUUUGACGAAGCUUGAUAUCCGUGAGCAGGAGCACAAGGACAUGGAGGUGGCCAGGCAAAUGCAAGAGGAGGAAAUCAAGGCCAGCAAGAUGCACGUGCGUACAGCCCAAGUGGCACAGGAUGAGGAAAUCGCACGACUGAUGAUGGAACAAGAGAAGAAGGGGUACAGAAAGAAUAGAGAACAGGAGAACGAGAGAGAGAGAGAGAGAGAGCGGGAGAAGGAGAAGGAGAGGGAGAGGCAGGAGAGGGAGAGGGAGAGGGAAAGGCAGGCCAUGGAGAGGAAGGCAAUGGAGAGGAAGGCAAUGGAGAAGAAGGCAAUGGAAAGGAGGCGGCCAGAAGGAGACUACAGGUCGAACGCUGAGGAAGUCGUCCGGCCCAGAACACGAGAUGAGUAUGAACACCAGAGGCAGAGGAACCACAACAAGGCUGCCGGGCCUCCUCAGCCUCGUGCACACGACUAUGAGAAUGUGAACUCUGGCUACGGCUACUCGGACCACCAUGCUUCCCCUCGCGCUCCCACCAGACCUGAGGCUGCUUACAAAGGGGCCUAUCAAAGGCGGUGACUCAGGUUCUCUACCGACAUGCUGUCAGUCCACCUUCGUCCAUUUUUCUUCUUUUUUUUCAGAUAUUUAUCUCUUUGUUUUCAACCAUUCACACUCUUUUGAUCAAACGCCAUGGGACAAUCUAUUGAGUUGGCAAUGGGAUUUCUUCUUUAAUACCCUCCGAAGUUGGCCCAGAGUUAAGGUCUGUGGCUGCUGGAACCACACAUCUUUUUUUUAUUUGCGAUUUCAUAUUAUUUCUUUUAACUGACUCAACAUCAAGACAAGCCAAACAAAAAUGUCUUGUGACAUUAACUCCCCCUGAUUCUGAGCUGUUGACGUAAAGGAACCUGACCUUUUUUUUUUUAUGGCCAUCGUGUGCUGAUGUUCAUCCCAUCUGUGGACCAUGCCAUCCCAAGGGCUCAAGGCCUCUGCUGGAUACAACCAUGCAAUCUCAAAAUUCCUCAUGACUCUUCAUGGGACGUGCCUGUCUGGUCCAACACGGCUGCUACAGUGUCUUAGAUGCCAUCAUGGCAGCUGCUUUGUACCCCUGUGCUGCAGUUCUGUUCUUGUCAUGCGGUUCAACGAGGCUACACAGGCCCUACUCACGUGCCAAACAGCCUCCAACUCCUGAGGAAUACGCUUCUGUUAUUGUAUUCAAACAACAAAAUAAGCCUUUAUCAAGAUGCUGGUAGUUUUGGCUUUGACGUGUUUUACCACCACGUACCAGUGCGGAGGAGGUGGAGCUUUGUGAUCAUCAAUGGACAUCUAAUUGGCUGUUGGCUGUCUUCUGCUUGUGAGGGGAACCGUGUAACCCCAUCACCCUUUGAACUGUGGAUGGAUGAUGUUCUGUCUAUGACUCACUGUUUAUGUGCAUGCUUACUGAAGGUGUACAACUGUGUACAUGCAUUUCAGCUCUAUCAAUUUAUCUGGCUCCCUGUUUGUCUGAAAGGGCUCAAGCCACAAAAAGCCAAUACAUUUUUUCUUUUUGUAAAUGAACAAACUAUGUUGGCUCAUGUACUGCUGUACAAUAUAUCUCUUUUCUGCCACUAUUUCAUAUCGACUCACCAUAACUGGCCCAUAAAAGAACCAGUACCAAAAUGAAAUGCAUGUACAUUGCUUGUCUGUGUCGAACCUGAAUUCCUGCUUGUGCUUACGGCACAGACGUGCAAUUGAAUAUUUGCUCUUGUUUUAUUUAAUUGUAAAUAUAUUUCUAUUUUAUUUAGGUUUUUUUUUUUUACUUGUGCUUCUAUGUUAUGAUCCCCGGUAUCUUGUUUCCCCUCAACUCAGCUUUGUUUUGAAAAGGGAUCUUUAUAUUUUAUUUUUUAUACAAUAUUUAGUUGGUCUUUCCUCAGAUUGUUCCCUUAAUUUCCAUUCCCUCUUGCUCACUUUUAGUCUUCUCUUUGUUUCAAGCUCAAAGGCAGACAUGACUUCCUGCCUGCAGUAAAAGACAAACAUUCCCACAAUAGAAGUACAUCUGGAUGGAGGGAAAUCAGCAGAUCUGCUUAAAUAUAUAUUACUGCGCAAAGGGACCUAUUUUUGUGUUUUACUACUCCGGGAUGCAUUAUUUUCUGUUCAUAUUGAAUAAUAAGGAUAAGGUAAAUGAAGAGCACAGUGCAGCCUUUGAGUUAACGGAGGUGUUUGUGACGGCCACAUUUAGUGCUGCUUUCAGGUUCUCACGUUAUAAUAAAUGUUUCUGAAAUUGUAACCGUUUCCAAAAUGAUUCCCUCCCUGUUCGGAGACUUGAGAGACGUUUGCAUUGCCGAGGACAUGCGUGCAGGUGUUUUUGAUUUCUAAUAUGUGCUAAUUGCUGUGGACGGAAUGACAUUUUUUGCCGUCGGUUUAUUUUUUUUCAGGGAUUUGAAAAUGGGAAAAGGUUAUUGUGGACGUAGCAGAGCUACCACACCCACCAAAGUGGGGACUCCUUAUUUAUUCUUUGGUGAGGGCACCACCAAGUGGACAUGUUGACAACUGAAAAGAAAUGUACAAAAAUAGAUCUGAUCAGGAUGUGUCUUUAUUUGUGGAUGUUGUGCAUCAGACAUUACUUUGGAAUAGAGUGCCGUCUACAUCGCAUUGACGUUUUAAAUGUUCUUUAAUCCAGGGCUUGUAUGCAAUCUGCCAAUUAUGAAUCAACACAUUGUGUUAACUUGCUGUAUCAGAACUUUUUAAGUAAAAUGAAUUAACAAGUUGCUCUUACUCAUAGCAUCUCAAUGUAACUGUAUCGGCAUUUCCA